Messenger RNA from Fusarium poae, 354 nucleotides. RefSeq lists its product as uncharacterized. Lineage: Eukaryota; Fungi; Ascomycota; Sordariomycetes; Hypocreales; Nectriaceae. The coding region runs from base 1 to 354 and encodes 117 amino acids. The record is from RefSeq and is a predicted model, not a curated record. The transcript is spliced from 2 exons.
AUGGAUGGAAAUGGAUGCACGGACCAUCCAUUUCCACGCCGUGGAUACGUGGACGGUGGACGUGGAAUGGAUCGCCAGCCUGCACAUUCGAUUCGAUGCGAAUCUACAGGACAAGAAUUUCUUGGCGUUCGAUUCGAUGCGAAUCUACGGGAGGCACAUUCGAUUCGAUACGAAUCUGCGGGAGAUGCGUUCGAUUCGAUAGAUUCCCUUGGUGGUCAGGUCCAGAAAAUGAGGGGCACAGCGAAUGCGACGCUCAUUGCUGUCGAAAUCGAACUCUGCGGCAAGUGCUUCCAUCGCCGUGCCGUUGUUCGCAGCGUUAUCAAGCGUACAAUAACCGAGUCUGAAGCCCAAUAG